Molecule: messenger RNA, 1453 nt
Organism: Lathyrus oleraceus (garden pea)
Lineage: Eukaryota; Viridiplantae; Streptophyta; Magnoliopsida; Fabales; Fabaceae
Exons: 6
Coding region: 195-1190 (331 amino acids)
Source: RefSeq, a predicted model, not a curated record
ACCGAAAGUGCUUGAACAUUCUAUGUAAGCGGUUUGCAAUGUUCCUCUGUUCACUCAAAUGUUCCUCUGUCAUCAAUCUUCAACAACACACAACACGAGUUCUAGAAACAGUAAACAAAGAAAGAAAUAGCGGUUUCAUUCAUCUCUGCAAGACACACCACAAAAUAUAGUAACAAAACCUCGUUUAAAUAAUUAUGGCCAUGGAAACCGAAGUUGCCACCACCACUCCACAGUUGGCCCUGUCUGAUACAGACAUCAACUGGGACAGAUUGGAUAAGACUAGGUUCCAUAUCAUUGGUGCAAUACUUUUCACAGCUCAAUCAGCAUUACUUCAUCCAACAGCAGUGGUGAAAACAAGGAUGCAAGUAGCUAGUUCAGGACUCUCUAACAUGAAGGGAGUGUCAGUGUUCACUCACAUUUUGAAGAGUGAUGGAAUUCCUGGAAUCUUUAGAGGUUUUGGUACUUCUGCUAUUGGAUCAAUGCCUGGUAGGGUUUUAGCCCUCACAUCUCUUGAGAUGUCAAAGGAUAUUGUGUUGAAACACACUCAAGGUAGUGAUAUUCCUGAAGCAUCACGUAUUGGCCUUGCAAAUGGAGUUGCUGGCAUGGUUUCAAAUUUGGUAUCUUGUGUUUAUUUUGUGCCCUUGGAUGUGAUUUGCCAGAGAUUAAUGGUUCAAGGCCUACCUGGAACUUCCUCUUGUCGAGGACCAUUUGAUGUUAUCCGAAGAGUAGUGCAUGCGGAGGGCUUUCGUGGUUUGUAUAGAGGUUUUGGAUUAACGGCUGUUACGCAAUCUCCAGCAUCUGCACUUUGGUGGGGUUCAUAUGGUGCAGCACAACACAUAAUUUGGAGGAGUUUGGGAUAUAAAGAUGAUAUGGAUAUGAAACCGUCACAUGUGGAAAUGGUUACAGUUCAGGCUACUGCUGGGAUGGUGGCGGGUGCUUGUUCCUCUGUUAUCACUACUCCCAUAGAUACAGUUAAAACACGACUUCAGGUUAUGGACAAUUAUGGUUCGGGAAGACCAUCCGUACUGAAGACGACAAGAACUCUCCUUAACGAAGAUGGAUGGUGGGGAUUUUACCGAGGGUUUGGACCAAGAUUUUUGAAUAUGUCACUUUAUGGAACAACUAUGAUUGUUACUUAUGAACUCAUAAAGAGAUUAUCGGUACGACCAAGUUUGAGUUCUUUUGGCUAAGAAGUGCAACCUUACUGAGAUGGAGAAGACAAAGAAUCAAGCUUGACUUUAGCAUUCCUAACCUGUGUUUAGUGACAGCUGAUGGAUGGAUUCCUUCAUCCUCAAGCAUUGUGUUUAGUGACAGCUGAUGGAUAGAUUCCUUCAUCCUCAAGCAUUGCAUGAUGCAGUACGAGAAAAUAUGAUAGGUCUGACCUUCUCGUACUUUAUCGUGCAGUGCCAAAUGUUUCUUACAAUAGAAAUAACAAUAUAUUCUUUCGGUAUUA